Molecule: messenger RNA, 1360 nt
Organism: Pongo pygmaeus (Bornean orangutan)
Lineage: Eukaryota; Metazoa; Chordata; Mammalia; Primates; Hominidae
Gene: SULT2B1
Product: sulfotransferase family 2B member 1
Exons: 8
Coding region: 133-1344 (403 amino acids)
Molecular function (GO): sulfotransferase activity
Source: RefSeq, a predicted model, not a curated record
AGUAGUAAUGUGCUCGGGGUGGGAGGUCUCUUGCUUUAACCAAUGUGGCCAGGGAAGACCCAAGCCCUGAAGACAGAGAAGGAGCUGGCCUUGAAUCCUGUAAAUGUUCCCAAACGAUCUCCCUAAGAGGUUAUGCCAGUCACACUCCUGCCGAGAGAGUAUCUCUGCGCCACGGCCCAGGUCUCACUCUGUUGCCCAAGCUGGAGUGCAGUGGCGCGAUCUCAGCUCACUGAAACCUCCACCUCCCGACCUCGUGAUCCUCCCGCCUUGACCUCCCAAAGUGUUGGGACAACAGGUGUGAGCCACCGUGCCCGCCAGAAGUUGCCAGGUGAAUACUUCCGGUACAAGGGCGUCCCCUUCCCCGUCGGCCUGUACUCGCCCGAGAGCAUCAGCUUGGCGGAGAACACCCAAGAUGUGCGGGACGAUGACAUCUUUAUUGUCACCUACCCCAAGUCAGGCACGACCUGGAUGAUCGAGAUCAUCUGCUUAAUCCUGAAGGAAGGGGAUCCAUCCUGGAUCCGCUCUGUGCCCAUCUGGGAGCGGGCACCUUGGUGUGAGACCAUCGUGGGUGCCUUCAGCCUCCCGGACCAGUACAGCCCCCGCCUCAUGAGCUCCCAUCUUCCCAUCCAGAUCUUCACCAAGGCCUUCUUCAGCUCUAAGGCCAAGGUGAUCUACAUGGGCCGUAACCCCCGGGACGUUGUGGUCUCCCUCUAUCAUUACUCCAAGAUUGCCGGGCAGUUAAAGGACCCGGGCACACCCGACCAGUUCCUGAGGGACUUCCUCAAAGGCGAAGUGCAGUUUGGCUCCUGGUUCGACCACAUUAAGGGCUGGCUUCGGAUGCAGGGCAAAGACAACUUCCUAUUUAUCACCUAUGAGGAGCUGCAGCAGGACUUACAGGGCUCCGUGGAGCGCAUCUGCGGGUUCCUGGGCCGUCCGCUGGGCAAGGAGGCACUGGGCUCCGUCGUGGCACACUCGACCUUCGGUGCCAUGAAGGCCAACACCAUGUCCAACUACACGCUGCUGCCUCCCAGCCUGCUGGACCACCGUCGCGGGGCCUUCCUCCGGAAAGGGGUCUGCGGUGACUGGAAGAACCACUUCACGGUGGCCCAGAGCGAAGCCUUCGAUCGUGUCUACCGCAAGCAGAUGUGGGGGAUGCCGACCUUCCCCUGGGAUGAAGACCCGGAGGAGGACGCCAGCCCAGACCCGGAGCCCAGCCCUGAGCCUGAGCCCAAGCCCAGCCUUGAGCCCAACACCAGCCUGGAGCCUGAGCCCAGACCCAACUCCAGCCCCAGCCCCAGCCCCAGCCCCGGCCAGGCCUCUGAGCCCCCGCACCCGCGACCCUGAGAAUAAACACCUCGCU